Zingiber officinale is the source of this 1379-nucleotide messenger RNA. Its product is annotated as ethylene-responsive transcription factor 3-like. The coding region runs from base 316 to 954 and encodes 212 amino acids. Gene Ontology annotation, biological process: regulation of DNA-templated transcription. Gene Ontology annotation, molecular function: DNA binding; DNA-binding transcription factor activity. NCBI's taxonomy places the organism in Eukaryota, Viridiplantae, Streptophyta, Magnoliopsida, Zingiberales, Zingiberaceae. The transcript has 2 exons. The record is from RefSeq and is a predicted model, not a curated record.
GGAAGGGAAGAGAAAAGAAAACAUCCGAAAAGAGAAAAAGAUGGGGAAGCGGAGGAGGCGCGGAGGGGAAGGAAAGGGAAGAGACGGAGAGAUGUAGACGGAGACGUGACCCCUCACAGAACAUACAAACAAAUCAUCUUCCCUUCUUUGUGUGGCAAUCGAUCACCAUCGUGAAUCAGCCAGCCAAUUUAUCCCCCUAAUUUUGAACAAUUCGACAUGGCGAAUUCAACACUCCUCCUGCUUUGAUCCCAUCUCUCCUCCUUCCUCCCCCUUUCCUUCGCUUCCCCCUUCUCAUUCCUUCGAUCUGUCGGCCAGAUGCGGAAGGGGCAAGUUCAGAUGGAGCCCCCGGCGGCGGCGGCGGCGGCGGGGAUGCGGUUCCGAGGUGUGCGCAAGCGGCCGUGGGGGCGGUUCGCGGCCGAGAUCCGGGAUCCGUGGAAGAAGGCCAGGGUGUGGCUCGGCACCUUCGACUCUGCCGAGGCCGCCGCGCUGGCGUACGACGCCGCUGCCCGCGCCUUCCGGGGUCCCAAGGCUAAGACCAACUUCCCUCUCGCCGCCGCUGCCUCCCCUUCCCCUACUCCUGUGUUACGCCGCCCUUUCGCCGCCCGAUUUCCCUUCGGCCACGGCCACCAUGACCUCCCGCCUCCGUCGCUGCAGCGGCCGACGUCGAGCAGCCACAGCAGCACCGUGGAGUCCUUCAGUGGGCCGCGUCUUCCUCCGCCGGUGGUGGCAGCGCUGAGCCAUCGACGUAUGUCGCAGCUGGGGAGGCAGGCCAAACCUCAACCCCAGAGAGUUCUAGAUGGCGACGACGACCGUCACAGUGACUGCGGGUCGUCGUCCUCCGUCGUUGACGACGAGCGUGACAUCUCUUCUGCGUACCAGCAUACACUGCCAUUUGAUCUUAACCUUCUCCCGCCACCAGAUGAUGACCUCCAAGCCACGAUUCUCCGCCUCUGACAUCCUGAUCUGACGCUUAGCAAAGGGAACGUUGCUAAAAGACUUCUAAAGACUGAACCUUCUCGCCAAUGGUCUGGAAGUACAGUUCUGCCAAUACACUCUGAUACACUAAUCCAUACAGCAAAAUGAUGAACACGAAGUAGACGAAGUAUGCACGAAGAUAUAAAUGCCAACAGAGGCUACAAGAUAAGCACGAGAAGGGAAGAAUCAACUUUCUUUUUAUGGUCUGACCGGAAGCUGAAAGUGCUAGAGGUGAGAUGUUAUAGUCGAAGCAUCCCUACUGUUUUGUCGACGUCCCAUUAGUGUUGUCGGUGGGUGUAGAUCAAUAUUUUUUUUUGUUCAGUGUUUGAUUUUGGUCUAUGCCUAUCCAAAUAUUUACUCGACUGAAGCUUAUUUUUUAUAGUUCUGAUUGACUUUGCAAUUGA